This is a messenger RNA of Calidris pugnax (ruff), 2564 nucleotides long. RefSeq names its product keratin, type II cytoskeletal 6A-like. Gene Ontology annotation, cellular component: keratin filament. The record is from RefSeq and is a predicted model, not a curated record. The transcript has 9 exons. Gene Ontology annotation, molecular function: structural constituent of skin epidermis. Gene Ontology annotation, biological process: keratinization; intermediate filament organization. NCBI's taxonomy places the organism in Eukaryota, Metazoa, Chordata, Aves, Charadriiformes, Scolopacidae. Bases 104 to 1909 code for a protein of 601 amino acids.
CUGCUCUUUUCCUGCCGCACAGCUUGUAUUCGCCAGCCUAAUUUUUUUUUUCCACCCUCCCCUCUCUCUCCUGUUCUUUGCAUUUCCAUUUGAACAAGCCACCAUGAGUCGGAUCUCUUUCAGAUCAUCUACUGGAGGGGGCAUGAGGGGUUUUAGCUCAGGCUCUGCUAUCGUAGGAGGUGGCAGUGGGACCAGAAGCAGUUUCAGCUCCGUCUCUGUCUCCAGAGUUGGAGGAGGAAGAGCCGGAGGUGGAGGAGGCUUCGGAGCUGGUGGUGGCUUCGGCAGCAGAAGUCUCUAUAACCUAGGUGGAAGCAAAAGAAUUUCCUACAGCUCAGUCGGUGGAGGUCUACGGAGUGGAGCCGCUGGUGGAUAUGGCUUUGGUGGAGGAGCUGGCUUUGGUCUUGGCUAUGGUGGUGGAGCAGGCGCUGGUUUUGGCUUAGGAGGAGCUGGUGGUGGUGGUGGUGGCUAUGGGCUGGGCAGUGGAUUUGGGAUGGGUGGUCGAGGUGGCCCCGGGUUCCCCGUUUGCCCACCUGGUGGCAUCCAUGAAGUGACUGUCAACCAGAGCCUCCUGGCACCCCUCAAGCUGGACAUCGACCCAGAGAUCCAGAAGGUGCGAACACAGGAGCGGGAGCAGAUCAAGACCCUCAACAACAAAUUUGCCUCCUUCAUCGACAAGGUGCGCUUUUUGGAGCAGCAGAACAAGGUGCUGGAGACCAAGUGGAGCCUCCUGCAAGAGCAAGGGCACACGGUCACCAGGAAGUCCCUGGAGCCCCUCUUCGAAGCCUACAUCAACAACCUCAGGAGGCAGCUGGACAGUCUCAUGGGAGAGAGGGGCCGGUUGGACUCCGAACUGAGGAACAUGCAGGACAUGGUGGAGGACUUUAAGAACAAAUAUGAAGACGAGAUCAACCGGCGCACCGGUGCAGAGAAUGAGUUCGUGGUGCUCAAGAAGGAUGUGGAUGGUGCUUAUAUGAACAAGGUGGAGCUGCAGGCCAAAGCAGACGCGCUGGCAGAUGAAAUCAACUUCCUGAGAGCUCUCUACGAAGCGGAGUUGUCCCAGAUGCAGCAGCAAGUAUCCGACACCUCCGUGGUCCUGUCCAUGGACAACAACCGUAACUUGGACCUCAACAGCAUCAUUGCUGAGGUCAAAGCGCAGUACGAGGACAUCGCCAACCGCAGCCGGGCAGAGGCCGAGGCUUGGUACCAAAACAAGUAUGAGGAGCUCCAGGUCUCCGCUGGCCGCCACGGGGAUGACCUCCGCAACACCAAGAUAGAAAUUUCGGAGAUCAACCGGAUGGUCCAGAGGCUGCGCAAUGAGAUCGAGAGUGUGAAGAAACAGUGUGCCAACCUCCAAGCCGCCAUCGCCGAGGCGGAGGAGCGUGGGGAGAUGGCCCUCAAGGAUGCCAAGGCCAAACUGUCUGAGCUGGAGGAUGCUCUGCAGAAGGCCAAGGCUGACCUGGCCCGGCAGCUCCGUGAGUACCAGGAGCUGAUGAACGUCAAGCUGGCCCUGGACAUCGAGAUCGCGACCUACAGGAAGCUGCUGGAAGGAGAGGAGAGCAGGCUCGCUGGAGAGGGCGUUGGAGCCGUGAGCGUCUCCGUGGUCAGCAGCUCCAGUGGGAUGGGCUACGGCGGCGGGAGCUGCCUGGGCAUGGGUGGAGGACUCGGCAUGGGAGGCGGCGGUGGCUACAGCAUGAGCAGCGGCGGCGGCGGCGCCUGCUUCGGAGGAGGCAGUGGAGGUUUUGGAAGCAGUGGAGGCUUCGGAGGAGGCAGUGGAGGCUUCGGCGGGGGGCUCAGCUACGGUGGAAGCAGCACCUUCAGCUCCGGGAGCAGCCGAGGGGUCAGCAGCAGCACGGGAGGCAGCAUGAGGAUCGUUUCCAAGACCACCACCAGCAAAAAGACCAUCAGAUAAGGCUUGCGCGGAUGACGACGACGUGUUUCCUGCCUUCCAAAAAAAGCAAGUGCUGCCCUACGAAAUCAACAGUGUAAAUAGCUGCGCUAGAGCUUCUCCUUCCUCCGUCCUUCACCCUCCACCCUUGGGGCAGCGGGGGGAGACCAGGACCCCACUGCGAGAAUCCAGAGUACCUUUGGCUAAAGAACAGGUUGUAACAGGUCAGCGACAGGGCUUUAGAGAGCCCUUUGGACCAUGGUGGUGGCCCUUUCAGCACGGUCCUCGUUCUCCCCUCGUUCUCCCCCAGGAGUCGUGCAUCUAAAGCCAAGUGGGAGCAUUUUGUUGAACGGGGACAGCCGUGCUUGGCCACUCACCUUCUUUUUGCUCCUCCUAAAACAAGGGUGACAGCCUUGUGAAACCACAGUCCGGGGUCCUCAACCUCCACGUUACAACCUCCAAAUGUGUUGGGUUUUGGUUUUUUUUUUUGCAACUCAAGAUUUUAUUUUCCAGCCCCUUCUGUUUCCUCAAGCACCUGUGGGAAAGGUUCUUGCUUUCUGUGUAUAUGAAUGGCCACACUGAUUUCUAGCUCCUUGUCCUCACAGCUACAGCCUCUUCACUCUCAGACCUCACCCUCCUCUAUGGUCCAAUAAAGAGCAUUUGUCAUUUUUAAAAAAAA